UUCAGUCGGUACUAGGAUCUGAUCGAAAGACCACACGAGUAGCGCAACGAUGUUAAGUAGUGUCAUUUUGUUUGUUUGUUGUAUGUUAAUGGGUGAUCUCGUGACGGCGUCGAAACCAAUGUCGAUUUUAGUGAUAGAGACUAUUCCGUCGACUAGUCACCACGUCUGGACGGAGCAUUUGGUUAAAGGAUUGCUUCGUAAAGGCCAUCAUGUACAUAUAGUGAGCAUACAUGAGACUAAGAUUAAAGGAAUACUCGGGCAGAAUUUGACAUAUGCCGUUUUCGAUGGUGUAAUGCAAACUUAUGAACAAUCCGAGGAUUAUAAUCCAGCUGAAUGGGAACAGUACAGUGUACUUUAUAUGGUGAAUUUUAUGUAUCAGUGGGGCAUGAGCGGAUGUCAGACAGUGAUAAGAACUAAAGCUGCAAGAGAACUCUUGGAAAUGGUAAAAACUGUCGAGUUUGACGUUAUAGUGCAGGACAUUACUAUAACUCAAUGUUUCUACGGAUUGUGGGAGGUUGCUAAAGGUAAGCCACCCGUAGUAGGCUAUGUUCCAUUUGGUGCUGCACCUUGGCUCAAAGAUUAUGUCGGUGGUCCAAGUUACCCGACUGUUCGGCCCUACCCUGCGUCCAUUGUGAAACCCGAUGGUUUAUGGCUGAGAGCAUGGAAUGCUUUAUAUUACAUUGUGGAUGACCUCAUACGAGAUUAUUAUUAUUCACCUAUUGUUCAACAACUUACUGAGGAAUAUUUAGGUCAUGCAAUCAGACCAUUACAUGAAAUAGAAAAAGACAGAAUUAAUAUAGUACUAAUCAAUACUCAUCCUGCGCUCGAGCCUGCGAUCCCAUUGCCGCCGAACACUCUCGAGAUUGCAGGACUGAAUGCCCAGGCCAUAGAACCAAUUGCCGGCGAGGUAGUCGCGACGUAUCCUGAGGAUGUGCGCGUAUUUCUUGACGGAGCAAAAAAUGGAGCUGUCGUAAUAUCGUUAGGAACAAAUGUUAAAUGGAAAACGAUCGGCCUAGACAAGGUUGAAACCGUUAUACUGGCUCUGUCGAAAUUGAAGCAACGAGUCCUAUGGAAACUAGAUAUCGAAGUGCCAUUUAAAAUACCGGACAACGUAAUGAUUGUGAAAUGGAUGCCGCAAAGCCUAGUUUUAUCUCAUAAAAAUGUAAGAGCAGUCUGGACGCAUGGUGGUCUUCUCAGUACUCAGGAAAACAUUUGGAAA
Messenger RNA from Temnothorax curvispinosus, 1219 nucleotides. RefSeq names its product 2-hydroxyacylsphingosine 1-beta-galactosyltransferase-like. The record is from RefSeq and is a predicted model, not a curated record. Lineage: Eukaryota; Metazoa; Arthropoda; Insecta; Hymenoptera; Formicidae. The annotation marks the transcript as partial. The transcript is spliced from 5 exons. Gene Ontology annotation, molecular function: UDP-glycosyltransferase activity.